AGUGUGGUAAUAGCUACCAGAGUAGGGCCCAGUUGAGCGGAUGGUGACCGUGGACCAAUUGAUGACCGAGACUGGAGCUCCUCGGGGUGAUGACAAAGGGAGAGGACUACAGCGAUGGAAGGCUGGUACCGUCUUCACCCGAAAAGAGGAUGCACUGCUGCUGUCACUGAUCAAGAAGUAUGGCCCUCGGAAUUGGUCAUUGAUUGCGAGUGGGAUCAGGGGGCGUGCGGGGAAGAGCUGCAGGCUACGGUGGUGCAAUCAGCUUGAUCCAGUUCUGAAGAAGGAGCCGUUCACCCAAGCGGAAGAUGCAGCCAUCAUUGUCGCACACAAGAAGUAUGGUAAUAAGUGGGCAGCCAUAGCGAAACACUUGCCAGGAAGAACGGACAAUGCGAUCAAGAAUCACUGGAACUCAACUUUGAAGCGAAAAUAUCCCGGCCUUGUUACGGGAACAGAGCUGUCUGAUGAUGUUGAACGCAGAGGUCCAAUCGCAUUGACAGAAGCUUUAGACCGAAGCUACUUAGAGGCAGAAGAGAGAGAGCAACAAGCAAGACAGGGGCAGAAUCCAGCAGUGACUGCGACAAAGAAGAGGCGGACAAAGCAGCGCCCUAGGAAAGGGCCCAUUAUUUCCUCAACUAGAGAGGAGGAUAAUGAAUCUAGCGAAGAGGAAGGAGGCGAUGGACUCGAAGACGGUAGAAACUCAGGAAAUGAGACGGAACAGACUUUCACUGGCAGGACUCCUUGUCAGCGAAGCAAGCAUGGCAAAGCAGACCACUCGUGCUCAGACCGGCUGCUCCAGCUUGCUGUUCAAGUGACCAAAUACGUCACCGACACUGAUCGGCAACAGGAGGCACAUGCUGAUCACACAGAGAAACGAUUCCCUCCCGAUGCAGGUGGUGGAGUGCUUUGCGCUGGGCCAAAAAGGGCUGAGAGGGUUCCCAACUCUGCUACGAGUGAUGAGCCAGUAAGCAAGGCAAGACGGCAAACUGCAGGGAGUAGGCAAGGACGGUGGUGUGGAGGGGGUAGAGGGGGAAGAGUCAGUAAGCAACAGUUAGGUAAUUGGACUGCGAAGGUAGACGGAGCUAAAGAGGGCAAAUCCGUCGGGGGGAGAAGCAGUUGUAAGCGCAGUGUCGUCCCCCCUCGUCUUUCUCGAUGUGAAGCAAGUGAUGGAGGAAACAAGAGGAAGAUAAGAGAGAGGCGAAAAUCUCUCAGAAGUGAAGCGUGUGUGAACUUGACGACACCCAAUGAUUCCUCAAACGGGGGCGUCAUGAGCAAUGAGAGUUUCUUGCCGCAAGAUGUGAUUCGGAGGCACAAUACGCGCGGUGCGAGUAUGGCAGCAGUUUGUAUUGACCAUAGCAUUGAGCUUUCUGAAGGAAUAAGGGGAGCACACUGGCUAUCGACAUCAUCAUCAUCCAAGAGAAAGAUAGAGUGGGAUGAUUCUGUCUGUGCCGAACACACAGUUGCAGAACAGUCGUCUAAACUUUCCCGUCAGAGUAUUAGCACAAAGGUUGGGGCGAUUGACUCAUCUGGAAAGAAGAAACAGAAGAUGGAAAUAUCUUCAAGCAGGCCAGUGAGAAGGUCCACCAGCCAUUUGUCGCCAGCAAUACUGUACACCGCUGCUUCGUCCAGCAACAGUGGGGGCACGGAGGGCAACAGCAGCGGUCAGUUUCCAUUGAAUCCAAAUGAAGUUAAGAAAAGGCCGGUGCCCAGUGGCUGUGAAGGUUAUGAUGGUCGUGAAAGGCAGCGUAUGGAGUCAAGAGGGGGAAGAAGGAAGCAGAUUCAUGAAGCUGCCGAUGAGGGCCGAGAAGAUGAUAAUGAUGGGGAGUGUGAAGGGGGGGCUGCAGGUUGGGACCAGAGGUCAGGCACGUCCGAGGAGAGGAGUGACCUUCUGCACCAGGGUGAGAGCUGCGCUGAACCACAUGAAGCCACAUUGACUGGUCGCAAAGGGAAUGCCAGAAAACCCAGGAGUAGCAGCAAGCCAGUAAGUCUGUCAGAGUCUGUGACUGGAAUGAGGACAAAGGUGGCUAUUUCCUCUCAGGAAAGAGACAGUAACCUUAUUGCUUCCUUUAGGAAUGUGAUGAAUCAGCAUGGAAUAGUGAGUUCCUCAGCAGAUAAGAUUGCACCUGCCCCCUCCCCUCCCAAGCCACCUCCGCAAUGUGAUAUGCUGCAGGAAUAUGAAAAAGGAUGGCAAGCAAGGGAGGAAGAGAUGGAGUGCUUUCCGGAUCCCGGCGAACCCUCCUACCGACUACGAGGAGAGAGGGAGAAGAGGGUGAAGAUAAGGGGAUGUAGUCCUGCUAGAAAAACAGACUGCUCAGAUGAUCUUUCCCUGUGCCCAGCGGACCAUGGCUGUACUACCAAUGCCAGGAGAGUUGGGGAGGUUUUUGUUGGUGAAGGCGACGCAGACGCCACCAAUUCGGGAUUGGAUGGGGGUAAGGGAGGAGAGGCAAGGUCACUAUGUUCGAGGGAGUGGGAGAAAGGCCAUGUCAGGGACUUGCCUCCAAUGACAGCUGAGGAAGCUUCCGACAAGCUCAACCACAAGCCUGGAAUUCAGGGACAUGGUAGCAAGGCCUUUCAGGACACGGAUGCUGGCACGUGGACAGGUAAGGAACCCCAGACCCUCCAGCAGCAAGCGGAGGUCUCACGGCCGCUUGCAGCAAGGAUGCAGCUGAAGUACAGGAACCGAUAUCUGAAUCCGUCCAGCACAGACCGCAAUUCGCAGGAACAAGUGAUGCAGUGGAGACUUACUGGGGUGCGUCUAGGGUCUUCGGUCGGUUCAGUCAUUAGCGCCUCCCGUCGGCGCCUUGAGGGAGCAGCAAAGGCUUUUAAGCCGGAGCAGUCGUCGGAUCCAAAACCUGAUAAUGAUCUUCAUGGCAAGCCUGAGCACUCAGGUCACGGCAAAGAUGACUUGAUUUCCAUAGUGAUGCAUGAACCUGUGGCCUUGACCCGGCAUGGUCUGGUGUUAAGCACGUCACCAGUCUCAGCUGGUGGUGCCAGUCUGUUGCAAAAGGACAAUCCGGCGGACUUGUCAACAGAUUCUGGGGCUGAAGUCAGCGAAUUCUCUAACGUUAGCCUCCUCAAAAAGGGAGCUGAAAGAGGAUCGCUGCUUGUCACGGACAUGGUCAAUCUCAAAGGCAGUUCCAAACUCUUGCCAGCCGCUCAACAGAGAUCGUCAUGUGCAGACUCCCUCUCUGCCGGGGGAGGUUAUGAACCGCAUUCACCGUGUAAGUCACCUCCUAGUGCUCCUGCACAAAAGCCCUCCCAUGCUUUGCCAAAGGUGGCGGUGGAUAUCAGUAGAGGAGCUGUGCAUGGGCAGACAGGAGCAUUUACAUCACUCUCACAACGAGGGCUUCGAUCUGCGGAGUCUUCAAACCCGCCGUUUGGCGAAUUGAAGAAGGCUGGUGCAUUGCAGGGGACACAGGUGGCGUGCGACAAUCUCUCCCUGCCUGAUAGCAAUGGCUCAUUGAGCUUCAAUGUCGCGGCGAAAAAGAGAGACGAUAAUAGUUGUCUUCCUAUUCAGACGAUUGCAGCAGCAACAGCAGCUGCUGCACUUGCCCGCAGAACUGGCCAGUUCUCCGAAAGGAGAGUGGCAAAAAGAUCCUGGCCUGAAGAAAGUCUGCUGUCGGGGGAUGCUCUGGGUCAAUUACGCGAGAGUGCGAUCACCAAAUCGUAUCUGCCUAAUCUUCCUGAAAACGCUCCUAGAGUGGACACACCACCUCCAUGCCAAAGCUCUGCAGCUAUGGUGCACGAGCCUGACCAUCUAGUUCCCGGAAACGGCCGGACGACCCUCGGUUGUGCUGGCGGAGAAGCGCCAGUAACGGAAUCUGUCACCACCACUAUCCGGCAUCAGCUCCAAUCCCAUGGGGUGGCCAGGACAUCAACUGGUCUGCAUAUCAAUCCAACUACCGCCCGGGGGUCCACGCAGCUGGACAUCUUCACGCCUGCACCUGACGGGCUGCAGGUCCACAACCAUAGAAUAAGACAAGAUAACUUCUUGUUGUCUGCUCAUGGCACAGUAGAGAAUAGUCGGGUGGAUACUCUAUCGAAGAUGAGCUCUCCUGUUGCCAUAUCUGGCAGGAUUAGAGAUUUGUGCGCUGGCACAAAAGGAGCCACGGCUUUCAAACAACCCCCGACUCACAUGGCAAAUGAUGGCAUAUUCAAGGGGCCUUCCCAAGCCGUUCACGGAAUGCGCACGACAUCUCCUGUUCGACAACCGCUGCCUGAUGUGCCUCCUCGUGACCAGAAGCAGCAGCAGGGAUGUAGUUUUGCAGGAGAUGACGAUGUGCUGCUCGCUGCUGUGGCUGAAGGCGCGCAUAUCCAGAUGCCAACAAAUGAAGAUCUGAUACGGGCCUUGACAUGUCAUCUUCCAUCAUUUAAUGAGAAGUUGAACUCUUCGAAUGAAAAGCUUGUUCCUCAGGAGGAUGCACAGUGCAGGGCCUCCUUGACGAACCUUCCUCAGAACCGAAAACCAAAUGCAGACACUGCCGCAAAGGAUGAAGAAAGCUCUCAAGUGAAAGGGAAAGCUUCAUUUCAACAACCACUCAGUCCGAGGACACUUGACCACGCUUGUCGGCUACAGCAUCCAACUACAUCCCGGAAGAAUCAAUCCUGUGAUGAGGAAGUCUGCAUAGAUAGCAGUGCAGAUUGCCACGUUGUGAAGGAGUUGCUUCCGACUCGUUUAAUGUCUGCGCACAGUGACCACACCCAGCACAAUCAGUACUUGCAUCAUCACCCUCAUUCCAGUAAGGACACUGAGAAAAUUGUGGCAACUGCUGAGCGCGAACCUGUGGUUCAGUCAUUGUCUGGACCUAAAGGGAAUAGCACCCUGUACGGAUCGACCUCUUCUGAGUGGAUGGCAGGCUGCACUGCAUUGAACGGACGCAUGCCCUCCACAACGUCUGAGAGUGAUGCUCGUUACAAAGCAACACCAAUUUUGGUUGCACCCCGCGAGGCAAGUGCAGAGUCUGUGAUGUCCUUGUGUUCCUCCUCGUGCCCUGAAAAAGUGACACAGACACCGAUUUGGAAUCGGAACAGCGAUCCCACCUUUGUGCAUCCUUUGGCCCCUGCAGCACGCAUGUGGAAUCAGCAUUCUGCGUUUUCUGUAGUAGUGUCUGCCGAUCCCACGUUAGCGAACCAGAGGACACAAUCGCCUCAUUGCAUUCAUGACUCAGACUCGAGAGCAGACAUUAAUCAGCAUGGACAGAUGGGGCAGAUCUUGGCAGAUGGACACCAGGAGACUGGGCGAACUGCAGGUGAAAGAAGAGGAUCUACAUUGCCACUGGGGUCUGCAGGGAAGGCCGAUAGCAUUCCCGGGGGCAGGGUGCUCCUGGACCUGGCAACGGACUCAAGGGACAGGGGUUGGUCCCCGCAGCGAGUGGAUGUCUCAACGGAUCUUUCCAGGCCAUCCUCAUGUCUGGAAGUAGAUGGUACUAAAGGUCCAGCAGAUGGACAUGUCGAGCAAUCAUCAUACCAACGUGAGGAGGUUACACCAGCUUCUGCUAGGGAACGACCACUUCCUCGUGGGUGUGUGGACCAUGUGCAGCAAAGUGGCGAUCAGUCCUGUCCUACCGCAACUAUUGGAGGCCAGAUACCGCAAGGUCCAGGCUUUCUUGAUUGGGGGACUCGUCUAUCACUAUCAGACCAGCUGCUGCCUCCGGUGUUCCAACGAUCUAUAUCACUCAGUCCCACAUCAUCUCAGCCUCAGCCAGCGAACCAUGCAGUGCUCCAGCCAUCCGCAUCACUUCGCCCCAGAGCUGCUCAGCCUCACCCACCGAACUAUGCGCAGACUUCAUGCAGAGGGGGACCCGAGGACUCGUUUUCCAAGGAUGCGAUCAUUGGUGAUUGUGAUUCAGACGUCUCGCUGUCUAGAGCAAGCACAAGGCAGCAAGCAUCUCCACAGGGAUUUGGCACGCGGGUCCAAAACCAUAACCGGGUGAUAUUUGAAAGUGAGGAAACCAUGACGUCGUCGAACUGCACCCAAGCUGGGCAAGGACCUAUCAACUCUUGGAAUUUCGCUACUGCACCAUCAGCAUCAUCAUCACGGGUGUUCUACGACUUCUUUGGCCUGGGAAACUCUGGUCGCAGCGACUGCAAGUAUCCUAGUGGUCUACAUGAGAAGCCUGAUGAUCCACCGUCUGGCAAAGGUCCUUAUGCUAUUGGCUCGUUGUCCCGAUAGAGGCCGUCGGGUUUUUCCAAAAUUGGUCCUUAUGCUAUUGGCUCGUUGUCCCGAUAGAGGCCUUCCAAAACAAAUCUUCUUUUUUACG
This is a messenger RNA of Chara braunii, 6257 nucleotides long. The record is from the annotation of a GenBank genome assembly. NCBI's taxonomy places the organism in Eukaryota, Viridiplantae, Streptophyta, Charophyceae, Charales, Characeae.